AUGCCCCCCAAACCAACAAUAGCCAUAGCAGGCGGAACAGGCCACCUAGGAAAACACAUAACAACCGCCCUCCUCAGCACACCCUUCAUAAACUCCUUCACCUCCAUAAUCCUCCUUACCCGCUCCGAGACCUCCCCCUCCAGCUUCAACAUCCCCUCCAACCCCAAACUCCAACUCCGCAAAUACACCCCAACCAACCUCGCAGACAGCCUCAACGACAUCGACAUCCUGAUCAACGCCAUCGGCCCGUCGGGCCACAAUUUCAAAGAAACCCUCCUCCGCACCAUCCCCAAAACCAACGUCAAGAUGUACAUCCCCUCCGAAUUCGGGGUAGACCACUACAUCCACGACUUCCCGCAUCUAGAAUGGGACGCGAAGAAGCGGCAUGAUGAGCUCGCGCGGGAGAUAUUGGAUCCUGGUGUGAAGGUGUGUCGGGUGUUUUGUGGACUGUUUUUGGAGGAUAGUAUUGGGCCUUGGUUUGGGUUUGAUACCCGGGAUGGACGGUAUGAGUGUGUUGGGUCGGCCGGGGAGGUGGUUUCGUUUACGGGGCUGGGGGAUGUAGGAAGGGUUGUGGCGGGGCUUUGUGGGUUGUUUGCGGAGGGAGGUGCUGGGGUAGUGCCGGAUGUGUUGCAUGUUGCAGGGGAUACGAGGUCUGUUUUUGAUGUUGCGAGGAUUAUGGAGAGGGAGGGGGGUGGGCCGAUUGAGGUUACUGAGGUAGCCUUGGAGGAGUAUAAGGAGAGGGUUACUAAGGUGGUAGGGAGUGAUCCGGCUCCUUAUUUGAGGUUUCUCAUCGGGGAGGGGAAGAUUAAUCAUUCUUCGGCUGGGUUGGGGUGUGAUAAUGAGGUGGUGAAUCCCGGGGAGCGGGUUUGGAAGUGGAAGUCUUUGGAGCAGUUGGCGAGGGAAACUCAGGGGAGGCCAUGGAGGGAUCUUGAGUGGCCGAGUAAGUGA
Messenger RNA from Aspergillus oryzae RIB40, 948 nucleotides. Its product is annotated as isoflavone reductase family protein. Gene Ontology annotation, molecular function: oxidoreductase activity. The transcript has a single exon. The record is from RefSeq and is a predicted model, not a curated record. Lineage: Eukaryota; Fungi; Ascomycota; Eurotiomycetes; Eurotiales; Aspergillaceae. The coding region runs from base 1 to 948 and encodes 315 amino acids.